Molecule: messenger RNA, 4424 nt
Organism: Scomber japonicus (chub mackerel)
Lineage: Eukaryota; Metazoa; Chordata; Actinopteri; Scombriformes; Scombridae
Gene: dennd11
Product: DENN domain containing 11
Exons: 9
Coding region: 286-1818 (510 amino acids)
Cellular component (GO): cytoplasm
Source: RefSeq, a predicted model, not a curated record
UUAUGGGCAAAGUAAGUAGCUCAUAACUCAAAUUAGGUCACCGCAUGAAAUAGUAAUGCAGACACGUGGGCGGAAGUCAGGACGUCAUCAAAACAGUGAGGCAGGAGAGGAGCGGGCUAGCCCGUCAGUGGAUGUGACACGCUUACAAAUAGAUAGAAAACAACCCAGAGAGACAGGAAACCAUGAACCGGACACAGGAGCGUGUUUAGCCUGCUCGAUUCAUCUUGGAAUUCCGACUGUUGUGUUAUUUUUCUCCCUUUCUGAGUCCUCGGAGGCAGCAGCACCAUGGUGGAGAAGUCGGACCGAGCCCCGCUGCUGGACUGGGAGGAGAUCCCACCGUCCGAUCCGAACCAGGCGGCCCCACCACAGCGGGAGGGAGACCCACCGGCGGAGAAAAGUUCGCAGCCAGUCGGGCGGACACCGACAGUCACUGCGGCUGGUACUGGGUGGAGCAGCAGCAGCAACGGCGGCAACACCACCGCCCCCCCCACCACCACCAUCACCUGCAGCCCGACAGGGAGCCUAACAGCUGUUGUUGCCAGCGGGGACGGAAGCCCGGGCCGCCCGCGUUCAGAGCACUGUGGGCACGGGUGUUACCGACCGGAGCCUCUCGGUACAGAUCGGAAUGUUCUCUUUCCCGGCCUCUCGGUGAGAGAUCAAUGGGAGGAAAAAGACCAGAUCGUGGCUGUGUUUGUGGUUACAUUUGAUACAAGAUCAGGGAACAUGGUAGAGUGGUGCUUGCCUCAUGACAUCAAUCUGGAUGGAGUUGAAUUCAAGUCAAUGGCCAGCGGCUCCCAUCGGAUCACCAACGACUUCAUAUAUUUCCGUAAAGGCUGUUACUUUGGGCUGGCCUGUUUCGCUAACAUGCCUGUGGAGAGCGAGCUGGAGCGAGGAGCCAGGAUGAAGUCCGUGGGUAUCCUGUCUCCCUCCUACACUCUGCUUUAUCGCUACAUGCACUUCCUGGAGAACCAAGUCAGACACCAGUUGCAGUGCCCGGGCCAGUAUUCUCCACUGGAGGCUUUCUAUGAGGAUAAGAAAGCAGUCCUCCCCCCUACAGGAAAUGGCCUCGUCACCGCUUGCCCGACCUGGAGUGUUACCACAAUCAACCGCUGUAUGCACCCAGAAAUGAAGAUCACCCACCCAGCUGGCUGCAUGUCCCAGUUCAUCCAGUUUUUCGGCGAGCAGAUCAUGGUGCUGUGGAAAUUUGCGUUGCUUAGGAAACGUAUCCUCAUCUUCUCCCCUCCACCUGUAGGCGUGGUCUGCUACAGGGUGUACUGCUGUUGUAGCCUGGCCAACGUCUCCUUACCUGGAAUUGGAGUUACUGUGCCUGAAUUACGGCCUUUCUUCUACAUCAACAUAGCCGACAUCCCAGCCCUGGAAACAGAGCUGUCAUACGUAGCCUGCACCACAGAGAAGAUUUUUGAGGAAAAGAAGGGGCUGUACGACGUCUACAUUGACAACCAGAAUGUGAAAACGCACAGGAGCCAUUUGCAGCCGCUGCUGCGACUGAAUGCAGCAGAUAAGGAGAAGUACAGGAAGCUGAGUGAACAGAGGCAAAUGUUGCUGUACUCUCAGGAAGUGGAUGGAGACUGCACAUCAAACGAAGAGGAUCUUUUCAUUCUAUUCUUCAUGGAGCUGAAUAACCGCAUCUUCCAGACGCUGUCAGAGGUAGCAGGGAGCCAUGAUCCCACCCUCACCGCUGAGCACGUGAGGGCCAUGGGGCUGGAUCCCCAGGGCGAUCACUCCUUCCUGCUCGACCUGCUGGAGGUGUACGGUCUUGACAUCACGCUGGUCAUUGACAACCUCUGCUGCUCCUGAGCCCCCCUCCACCUCGGAAGCUUGGGAAUGCCACUGGAUAUCUGUGCCUUCAAGGCCCACACACACACACCAAAACACUAAAGACACUGCCUUCACCCUGGGACUUCAUCUGUCGCCCGCUGUCCCCUUUUGGGUGUUUGUUUUUCUUAUGUGUGUGUUUCAUCUGACCUAUGGAGACUGUUUCCAGCUAGUGUGGGUGAUAAGGACUGGCCCACAGUGGUUGAUAAACACCUGGCAGACCAUGCUCCUUGGCACCUCCGUGCUCUUACAGCCAUCUCAUGUUCCUCAGUGCUGUUUUUCAGUCAGAAAUAUUGUUUUCCUGUGUGUGCUCGUCUCACUUUGUUUCCGGCUCAAGUGGCCAGGCUGUCCGCACUGAAUGAAAAUCUAGAAGUCUUCAUCAGGUUAGGUCUGGUUCUUCACUGCACUCAUCACAACUUCUGAAUAGUGUCAUAUUAUUUGUGGAAAGGUUUUACUGCUGGAAGAAAAUUGUGCCCUUAAAAUACUUUAAUUGAGAACUCUGGCCUUUAUAAUGUGCAAAUUGAGCAGACUAACUCCUGCUAUGAUAUCACACUUGGAUAUUUCUCUUUUUUUUUGGUAAAGCCAUUUUUGGCAUUAGUGAAAAUGAAAUGCUUUUUAACCACUGUGUUUCUCUUUCAAAAAGGAAGCAAUAGGUGUUAGUGUGUGUUAUUUGAAAUGAUCGUCCUUUUUCGUGUACUUUUGAUCUCACAGUCAAAUGUGGUUGUUUUUUUUCGAGUUUUUGACUAUUUUGUUCGCAAACUGAAAGUGAGAGGUGAGGCGAAAGUGAAACAUGUUUGUUAAUGAGUGCGAUAACCUCUUUUUAUAAUGGGAAUUGUUAAUGAUUAUGAAGCUGAAUAAGCUGUUAUAACUACUUUGAUCACUUUGAUGCACCUUCAACACGAGGUAGAGCACUGUUUGAUAAGGUUUCUGGGUUUGAUUCACAGUCAAUGUGCAAGGGAAGGGGGACGUUCUGGAAACUUCUAUCUUAUCUUCAUUUUUCGGAACUGGCGGAGGAAUUCUAUGGACUAAUUUACCAUGAAUGCUGCACCAUGUCCACCACUGGACUAGUUCCUGAUGCACACAGUGAUCAUGCAUAACUGUAAUUUUUUUUUUUAUGAUAUGUUGUUUAUGUCUGAGCCAGCAAGUGGUUUUGGAGCGGAGGAGUUUUCUGUGCGUGUGUUGUUGUGAUACUGUGGACAGGCUUUCAUUGUUUUUUAAUACUUACGUAUACCAGAGGCUGGGUCAUCAGUGAAAGCAAAUAUAUGGACUGUGAUCCUGUUGAAUGAAGAGUCCUUGAUGGAGCCGUUUGUAGUUUACUUGUUGAUCAGCUUCAAAGGGAUCCUCUCCGCUUGUCUGCGUCCGUCACAAAGAUCCCUUUGUGUUUUUGGAGAUCUGGUGAUGUCACGACGAGAGCUGAGCAGAAGCUUUAACUCCACCUUAAUUGGCAGAUUCACAGAAAGGCCCCCUUCUGUUCCGACUGAGGGUUUCUCUCAGUCCUUUUCAUCACAGCCCCAUUCAGUGAAUCCAGCUCUAGAGACAGGCCAACUGUGUCUUUUGAAUACUGCUGGCAGACGGGUUUAGUUAAUCCAUCACGUUGCCAAUUUGACUGAUCAUUUGUUCCAUGUUGGAACACCUAAGACUGAGGCUUGCCACGUAUAAAAUUGGAGUUGUAGUUCUCAACCUUCUCAGAAAGCCCCUGGUGCAAUCUUGUAAUGUACAAGACUGUGAAUCUAAACACCAAGUCAUCUUUUUUUAUUAAAACUUAUUUAAAAGCUUAUUUAAUUAACAGGCCUUCAAAUAUUCUUGAUUGUCACAUUCCAAAAAUGAUCUUUCGAGGGCUGAUCUCCAGGUUGAGAACUGCUGAUUUACAGCGUGGUCUUGUAGCCUGUACUGUACCUUGAUUUGACCCCCAAGAUGUUUUCUUUGUGGGUUUGAAAAUGGGAAAAAAAGUAUGUAUUGUAUUUGAAAGUGAAGGACAGCUAAGCUUUAUUGUUUAAAUGGGGCCUUAAGGAAAUGUGACAUGUUCUCAAACCUUAAUACAGCAAACUCACUUCUGUAUUUACAUCAAGUGUAUUUGCUGAAAGAUUAAGUACGUUUGUCCUUAGCACUGCUAAAUAACCUUAACGUCUCCAGUGGAAACUGUUGACUCUGACUGGUCUAUUCACUUGUCAGCAAACGCAUUCUUUUGCCUCUGACAUUGUUUGCUUUACAGGUGUAUGUAAAUCAUAAAAGGGAAUGUACACAACACACACACCACUGUAUAAAAAUGCCUUCUUUGUGGAGUCCUUCACAGAUGUGUACCAGCAUUCGCUAAAUGAACCAUUUGUACAGCGUGUCACUCUACUGAAUGUCAAAGACAGCAAAAGUAUUGCACACAAUGCAGCCUCACAUCCAAGUAGUGUAACUGUUUUCUUCUUGAUUGUAAUGUAAGUCAAAAGUAUUCACACAAUAACCAAUAAGUCUUCACCUUUACUAAUGUGAAACACUGUAAGAGAUGUCAGUAAUGUACACAUAAACUCAAUAGCAUGAGCAACUGUUAAUUCCACUGUACUGCCAUUGUGAAACAAUAAAACAUUGAUUCAGUUUAA